GCUGCUUAUAACACGCGGUGGACCGGUCCUUCUCGAGUGAACUCUUUUGUAGGACUUGGCGCCUGAAUUUGCGCAGAGAACUCGAGCGCUUGCUCGGCUCGUGUUUUGGAAGAGAGUGUUUCGUUUAGUUUCAUAAAUAGAAAGGAAACUGGUGCAACGUUAACUUCGAUAGGCUCUUGUAUAUUUUUUGUCGGAGUUAGGAAGGAUGGAGAUGAAAAACAGAAUCAACUUGGAACUAAGAAACAGAAAGCCGGCGGAGGUUAAAGAGCUUGUGUUGGAUAACUGCCGUUCAGAUGAUGGGAAAAUUGUUGGUCUUUCAGCAGACUUUGAAAAUUUAGAGUUCCUUAGUAUGAUCAAUGUGAACCUGUUGUCUGUGGCUAACCUGCCUAAGCUCCCUAAACUGAGAAAGCUUGAAUUGAGUGACAACAGAAUAUCUGGUGGUUUGGAAGUUCUUGCAGAGAAGACUCCUAAUCUGGUUCAUCUGAAUCUCAGUGGCAACAAAAUCAAAGAUCUCAGUACAUUGGAUCCAUUGAAAAAACUUCCCAACCUACGUAGCCUGGAUCUGUUCAACUGUGAAGUGACCAUGCUGCAGGAGUAUCGUGACAGUGUGUUGGGACUGUUGCCUCAGCUCACUUAUUUGGAUGGCUUUGACGCAGAUGAUCAAGAGGCUCCAGACUCUGACCCAGAUGGCCUUGAUGAGGAUUUUGAUGAAGAUGAAGAUGAAGAAGAUUGUGAAGAGGAGGAGGAAGAGGAUGAAGAUGAAGGGGAGUUUGAUGAAGAUGGAGUCAAUGAGGAUGAGCUGGAUGCAGAAGAGGAGGAGGAUGGUGUUGAUGAUGAAGAAGAUGAGGAUGAAGAUGAUAGUGAGGAUGAUGAGGAUGAAGAUGAUGCAGCUCAUGGUCAGAAAAGAAAAAGGGACAUAGAAGAUGAUGGAGAAGAGGAUGAAGAUGAGGAUGAUGAAUGAAGUCUUGUCCGGACUGUCAGACGUGGGCAUGUGGGUGGCUGUGGAGUGUCUGCAGUUUACCUGUGACUUGUUGGGGUGACCAGGUCCCCUGGUUCAAAGCUUUUUCAAUGUGAUAACCUUUUUUCUUUUCUACUCCAUUAGUUUGCUGGUAAUUGAUUUAAACCAGGAGACUUUUUUAGAUUCUAUAUAAACAUAAAGCUUUCAGUGUGUUUUGAAGCACUUUGAGCCGCGUCUCCUCCGUGUAAGCUAUUUGGGGUUUGUGCAUUGAGACUGCCUUUCAUUCCACACAACAGUAUUUUACUUCCUUUUUAACAACAGCUGUAAAUGUAUGUACAUAGGACUCUGUGGUGGUCUCCAGUGCUAUUUUUAUUUUGCCUCUUUUUACAGAGGAGUAUUCUGGAGUGGUGGGGUUUUUUAAAUUGACAGGUUAAAUGCUGUUUUAGAGGACUGCCGACACUGGAUGGAGGGAUCGGCGGGCACUUGCCCUGUGUUGCCAUGGUCCAGUCUUCAGCCUGUGUAUAGUUUUGAGGCUUAGACAUAUUUUUGAUCAUGUAUUUAUAAAUUUUUCAGGUUUUGUUUUUAAAUGAUUACAUUUAGAAGUUUAUGUAGACUAGAGGAAUGUACAACACGACUAGACCAAUAAAUACUGGAAUCUUU
Molecule: messenger RNA, 1618 nt
Organism: Erpetoichthys calabaricus (reedfish)
Lineage: Eukaryota; Metazoa; Chordata; Cladistia; Polypteriformes; Polypteridae
Product: acidic leucine-rich nuclear phosphoprotein 32 family member B-like
Exons: 7
Coding region: 206-961 (251 amino acids)
Biological process (GO): regulation of apoptotic process
Cellular component (GO): nucleus
Molecular function (GO): histone binding
Source: RefSeq, a predicted model, not a curated record